AUGGCGCUUGAUGUCAGAUAUGAGGUAACACAUCUCAAUAAAGGUUCAAAGAGUGCACCUCAGGCACUUCUGCAGAGUUGCCUCACUUUUGGAGCAUUCUCAUUCAUCAUUGAAGGGCUGAACAAGCAGCAACCAGCAAUGGCUCACGCAAUUUCUUCUAGGAACAGUCAUGACUCUCAUGGCAAAUGCUGUUCCCUCGCGCUUCCUUUUGCAGUCCCUCUUCCAGAUGAACUAAAAGAGGCCUUCUCCUUUUUCUGCAACGAUAGAGAGGACGAUUUGAUUCCGGAUUUGCAACAAUGGAGGAUAAAUUUGAUUCUAGAUUUGCGAGUAAUAGAGGCAUCGAUUGAAAGGCUUUUAAAUGUUGUUUUGGGCAAGCAACUUGCUUGUCACAUCAACUAA
Messenger RNA from Dovyalis caffra, 399 nucleotides. The record is from the annotation of a GenBank genome assembly. NCBI's taxonomy places the organism in Eukaryota, Viridiplantae, Streptophyta, Magnoliopsida, Malpighiales, Salicaceae.